AUGUCUGAUUUUGGCGAUGACGAUGUUGGCGGCGCUGGCGGCGACGAGCCCAUGUACGAGGAGGAGGAGAUCACCGAGUACUACGACCCCGAGGUUCUCGAGGAGGAGGAUGGUGACCAGCAGCAAAACGGACAAGACCAGGAUAAUGUCGUAGUCUCGGGAGAUCCUUCUGCCGCUGCCAACGCACUGAAGGGCGGCGACAAGCUACUCAAAGACAAGAAGAUUCCCGAGAACGAGCGAACUACCACACCCUACAUGACCAAGUACGAGAGGGCACGCAUCCUCGGCACACGCGCUCUGCAGAUCAGCAUGAAUGCGCCUGUGCUCGUUGAUCUCGAGGGUGAGACCGAUCCCCUUCAAAUUGCGAUUAAGGAGAUGCGGGAAAAGAAGAUCCCCUUGAUCGUGAGGCGAUACAUGCCCGAUGGCUACUACGAGGAUUGGACUUGCGAGGAACUGCUGCAGUAA
Molecule: messenger RNA, 465 nt
Organism: Fusarium mangiferae
Lineage: Eukaryota; Fungi; Ascomycota; Sordariomycetes; Hypocreales; Nectriaceae
Product: putative DNA-directed RNA polymerase I, II, III 18kD subunit
Exons: 4
Coding region: 1-465 (154 amino acids)
Biological process (GO): DNA-templated transcription
Cellular component (GO): RNA polymerase I complex; RNA polymerase II, core complex; nucleus
Molecular function (GO): DNA binding; DNA-directed RNA polymerase activity
Source: RefSeq, a predicted model, not a curated record